ACCAAUGAUUGACGAUGGUCGGAUGUGAUAGUUUGUUUGUUUAUAAUUAUUUAUGUCUCUGAGUACUUUGUUUUUUUUGUUAAAUUUUCCUAGUUGUUAUUAAUUUGGUAUCUAAUGUUAUUGAAAUUUUUUCGCUUUUUGCUUCUGUGAGAAGCAUAAUAAGAUUUAAAAUGGAAGAUUCCAACAAUAUUGUGUCGUCUGAUGAUAGUUGCGACUCGGAAAUGAAAAUUAUGAAAAAUCAAUUGACCGAAUUUGGCCUAGAUGAAGAUAAUUUAACGAAAGAAGAAAUGAGUGAUCUGCUUAAAGCUUUACGAGAUUCAGAGGCAUCUGCUAAGGAAGAUGAAUUAUUACGAAAGGCUGACACAGAACCUAGCAGCACAUCACCAAAGAAAACUAUGAAAAGGAGAUAUUUAAAUGUGCGUGACAGGCGUUUGCCUUGGAGUAUCCUGCCCAGUACUAUAACACAGGCUGAAAAAGCUCGCACUCUUGCUGUUUAUGUUAAAUUAAUGUCCAUUAAUAGCUAUCGCCAAGCACGACAGUGUGCAAAUUUUGCUACAUGGCCUCCACCCAUCCAAAUCAUUGAGGAGACAACAAGAAUCCAGCCAAUUAGAUCAACAAGAAGUGGUCGGUCUGUACCUAUUUACUCUGGAUUUGAUGAUGAUUCAUCUGAUUUGGACUUUGUUGUUACAAAAACAAAGAAAAGAAAGAUAUCUAACAGUGACUCCAAUGUUAAUGAAUGUUUAGUUUCCAACAAAAAUCUAAGUUUAAAGAGAAAAACAUUGAAAGAUGAGAAUUUACGGCCAAUUAAGGAAGCAAAAACAGAUAUAGAUAGUAACAGCUUGGAACUAAUUAUUGAAUAAUGAUUUUAUAAUCACAGAAGACUGAGAUUUUUGUUUUAAGACAUUAUGUUAGUUCACAAUGAUGUAACAGUGAAAUAGUAUAUAUAAGAAAUAAUGAUACUGUUAGUAUUGGGCUGGUGUAUAGAUUGGUGCCUAAAUAGUAAUACUGAUAUGUAUAAUAUACAUAUUAUAUAGAUAGUAGACAUGAGCACAAGAAUGUUUUCUUUUGUUUUUUUAUCCAGAUAAAUAAUAUUUGUGCCUAUUUGUAAUUAUAUUGUAAUAUAUAUUGUAAUCAUUAAAUAUUAUUGAAGUUAGAUUUUAAAAUUACAUUUUUAAUGACUAUAUUUUGUUACAUGAAGGUUUGAUUAUAUUGAGUUCAUAACUCUUAUUGCUGUAACAAACUAGUCAAUUGUCUUUUGUUUUUUUUUAAGGUUCUAUACAAAAAAAGAGAAAAUGGUAUUCUAAUAGUAUCUUUACAUAUAUUUUAUCAGACUUUUAUUUUGGAAAGAUAUAUGUGACCCACACAUAAUCAUAUUUAUAAUUUGAAUAAUAUAGUAUGCAACAAGGAAAAUCAAAUAUAAAAUAAAAACUUUCGUAAAUAUUAAGGAUAUUGUACACAUGUUUUCAAUUUAUUAUUAUCUUUGAAUUACAUUUAAAAAUAUUAAAAUUUGGCAUCUUGUCUGAUCUAAGUUAGUUCCUAAGUUAGCAGUCAGAAAAUGGAGGAUAAAAUAUAUAUUUAGAGAUAAAUUGAAGUAGAGUUUUUUGUAAUAUGUUUUCAUCAUAUUUGUGUUUCAAUUGCUCACAUGUAAUGGAAAAGUCAUUUUAUUGUUUGACAAUAAUAAAGGUUGGCAAUAUUUUUA
Molecule: messenger RNA, 1699 nt
Organism: Galleria mellonella (greater wax moth)
Lineage: Eukaryota; Metazoa; Arthropoda; Insecta; Lepidoptera; Pyralidae
Exons: 3
Coding region: 171-860 (229 amino acids)
Source: RefSeq, a predicted model, not a curated record